Molecule: messenger RNA, 1668 nt
Organism: Daucus carota subsp. sativus
Lineage: Eukaryota; Viridiplantae; Streptophyta; Magnoliopsida; Apiales; Apiaceae
Exons: 1
Coding region: 1-1668 (555 amino acids)
Molecular function (GO): zinc ion binding; nucleic acid binding
Source: RefSeq, a predicted model, not a curated record
AUGAACAUCGCUGCGAAAGCUGAAAUGGUUCUCACAAGUGCACUUGCUGAAAAAGAAUGCAAGCGUGUGAACAAUUGCAAGUCUGCACAAGAAAUGUGGAACAAACUUGUGGUCACCUACGAAGGAACCACCGAUAUUAAAGAUUCUCGAAUGGAUACUCUAAUCAUGGAGUACGAGAACUUUAAACUCCAAGAAGGAGAAAAUAUCAUUGACAUGGAAACGAGAUUCACUCGUAUUGUCGAUGAGCUUGCUCAACUCGGGAAGAACUACACGCAAAAUGAAAAGAAUCGGCGAGUUCUUAAAUCUCUUCCUCCGAGUUGGAAAGUCAAAGUUACAACAAUCAAAGAGAUGCACAAUCUCAAUGAUUAUCACAUCGACAACCUUUUCGGAAAUCUUCGUGCUUACGAGGAAGACAAUGUUCCGGAUAUCGUCGUUCCGAAAGUGGAAGAAAAGAAGAAAAAUAUUGCACUCAAGGCCAUAUUAAUCGAUGAUGAUGACAACGACGAAGAGCUGAACGAGGAACUCAAAAAUCUUGAUGAAGGCGAAAUCGUUUUAUUAACAAGACAACUUCGUCGUGUGCUUCAAAGCAAAGCUCAAAGAAAUGGAAAAGGCUUCCUAAAAUCAAACAAUCAACAAAGAGUUUUCAACUCUAAUGGGAGGCCAAAUUACUCUCAAAAUUACGCUCCUAACUACAAGAGUAAUUUUCCUACUUCGGGCUACAACAAAGGCAAAGGAAUUCAAAAUUCAAAUUCGAAUUCCUACAACAAUGCAAACAACAACAACAUCAACAACAAUAACUACACUCCUCCUAAGCCUAAAGAGCAUGUUCAAGAGGAGACACAAGAUGUUUGUUUCGAAUGCAAACAACCGGGUCACUACAAGAGAGAAUGUCCAAAGCUAGCCAAAGGACGUGUUCUCGUAGCAGAAAAUGGUUGGGAUCUAAGUGAGGAUGAAGAAGCCUCCGAAGCAAGCAAAGAAAUGGUUAAUCUAUGCUUAAUGGCUUCGGAUGAAGCAUCUACUUCUACGGAAGAUUCCACUACGAACCAAGAGGUGUGCCUUGCUGCUAAAACAGACAUGUGGUACCUUGAUAGUGGUUGUUCGAGGCAUAUGACUAGAAACAAGUCACUCUUAAACAACAUUAACAAGGUUGCUGCUGGAGAUGUCACAUUUGGAGAUAGUAGCAAAGAUCGCAUCAUUGGAAUUGGGGACAUUGGAAAUGAUCGAGUCAAAAUAUCAAAUGUCCAACUAGUCACCGGGCUGAAAUACAAUCUUCUUUCAAUCAGUCAACUUUGUGACAACGAAUACAAAGUGAUCUUCUAUCCUACUCACUGUUCUAUCUUGAACAAGGAUGGAAAGUUGGUUCUUACUUGCCCUCGCAACAAAAAUGUCUAUACAUGUGACAUGGGCAAAAUCAAGAAUGUGUGCCUAAUCACUACAAAUGAUGAUCCAUGGCUUUGGCAUCGAAGAUUGGGGCAUGCAAACAUGAAGCUAAUCAAGAAUCUUUCCGCAAAAGAUCACGUUCGAGGGAUACCAAAGCUAAACUAUCAAAAAGGUCACAUCUGUGAUGCUUGUGAGAUAGGAAAGCAAAUUCAAGCGUCUCUGUUAGGUCCCGAUACGAUUGUAGAAGGGGGGGUUGAAUACAAUCGUCACAAAAUUCGCGCGGAAUAA